This is a messenger RNA of Drosophila subpulchrella, 4518 nucleotides long. RefSeq lists its product as uncharacterized. Bases 793 to 999 code for a protein of 68 amino acids. The record is from RefSeq and is a predicted model, not a curated record. The transcript is spliced from 4 exons. NCBI's taxonomy places the organism in Eukaryota, Metazoa, Arthropoda, Insecta, Diptera, Drosophilidae.
GCUCUCCGGCUGUUGGUCCACGGCAUGCUGGGAACUUUCCGCAUCCUGGCAUCCUUCGCUGGGUUCAUUCAUCAGUAGAACAAACGCCGUCAGAUGGGACAGAAGUGCUAGUGCCACAGAGGGAACCGAACCAAACGGAGGCUCCAAAAGGCGACAUCCUCGACUCGUUUGGCGCCAUAUUUACUCGGACCAAUUGGAGACGGCCACUCCGUAUUUACGUGACUGCGUGUGUGCGCGAGAUAGUCCUGUUUUUUGGUUCCCCCGUUUGUUUGUGUAAUUUCGCGCGCUUUUGUGUCGCCCGCUGGCUGGACAUCUUAUAUACCAAAGGGUCGGGAAAUAGGGCUCAAAAAAAGGGAUUUGAAAAGGCGUGAGAUUUGCGGCAGACUGCUGGACCACUGCCAGCGGACUGAAAUCUUAAUUAGCCGUUUAAUGGCAGUUGGCAGACAACAAAGCCUGAUGUUUGAAGAGCAGAUGCUGGGAAGUUUGGUUAAAGGCGUUUGGCUCAAGUUUGUGGCCCGCACAUGUGCAAUUAAUAAACAUCGUGUCGGAAAGUUUUCCCCAGUCUAAUUACAGUUGUUUUCCCGGAAGCAUCAUAAGAAGCAGCAUCAGAAGCAGCAGCAAAAUAAGGAACUGUAGCACAACCAAAAGCCGAUCAGCAGACCAUACAGCUUUGAGUGCUUUAUGGUCCCGAAGUGGCAUCCAAAGUCCUAACAACUAACUAACAAGAACAACAUCGGCUUAGGGCAGCAGGAAGUAUCAACACGAGCCAAGGAAACAAAGCAAUCUAUAAAGAUGGCCGGCGGGGGCAGGACAGCCGGCAAAUACGGUUACUCGGACAACAAUUAUUACAGUGGUCACUCGUACAAGAGCAUCAACGAUGAGAUUAUACUGGUCAGCAUCAUAAUGGGGAUUACCAUACUGGUGCUCAUCACCAUCGCCCUGUGCUACAUUGCGUAUGAGAAGUGCCAGAAGAAGCGGGAGUACUAUAUCAACGCCUAAGGGGUUCGAAUUCUUCCCCCACCUCAUCGGAAUAUCGAAGGAAGGGGCUUCCGUUCUUUUCGUCCUGUGUUUGUUCUCCCUUGCAGCGGUGGCACUGCAAGGCUAAAUGUCAACACGGUCUGCGACAAUGUUGACGUUGACGAUUUAGUUGGCCAACAAAAAUAACCCAGAGUGGCUGCAACCAAAUAAGAGGCUCCUCUUUUCCCCCCAACCCAAAAUCCCCGCCAGACACGUACACAAAUCGGAAAGCAGUGGAAUUUCUGCUGUUUAAACGUUCUCCGGCAUCUCUGUUGGUUUUUUGCCACAGUUGCAGCUUUUCUCAAGUGCCAGGAAGCAUGACUCUAUUGUUUGCCCACUGUGCACAGUGGGUGCCGCCUGGCACUUGACAUUUGUCCAGCCAAUUAGGCGUUUGAAUUUUGCCAUUUCGUAUUUUCCUUGGACUUGGUCGUUAGGAAAAAGAAUAAUCAACACAAAGGAUAAGUAAGCUUUUGGCUUUUUCAAUUCUGUACUAUUUGUGCGCUGCUCCAGACAAUUCCUACUUUUUAAGACUUUCAUAAAUUCUUGUUUUUAUGCCGCACCCGAGCAUUUCAAUUUAAAAUGCAAUUCGCUCGAAUUCCACCAUGCAGCAACCUUUUGUUUGUCAAACCGAGGAGGAAUAAUAAAAAAGAGCCAACCGAAACCUCACGCCACGGAAUAAUGGGGCCGAAAGAAAUAUAAGCGAUACUUUUGCAAGUGCGCUGUGUCGAUAUUGUUGCCCCAAACUGAAUGCUGGAAACAUUGUGCAUAUGUACACGGAGAGAAAAUGUUGUAACCUGUAGAGCAAAGAGUCGCAGAUAAUAGUCAUUCAGAGAUCUUAAAACGUUUACUUAUAUUUAUUUAAUUUGAUUCAUCAUUAUUAAUGCAAAUAGUAAAAAAAUAAUCAAAUUUUAAUCUUUAAAAAAAUUAAAUAUUUUUCAAUCAAUUUUUAAAGCAACAACCUUUUUUUAGAAAAUGAAAAUAUUCAAACGACAUAAGCUGGUUAAUUUUUAAAAUAUGUAUUACAGCUAAAACAGGCCACAACUAUUACAGUUCCAUUUAUUGAUGAUAAAUAAUUCAAAAGUAUGCAAACUUAAAAAAGUAUUUCUCUUACAUUUUUGACCAAUUUUAAUCUUAACCGAAAAAAAAUAAAAGCAGUAAGAUAAUUAAAGUUUUUUUUUUGUAAAACCAAAAUAUCAACAUUAUUUAAGUUUCAAUUUGUAAUUAAAUAUCAUAAAUCAUUAUCAACCUGAUUCGCCUCAAGCAUUUUACAAAUUGUACUUAUUAUUUGUUUUUUAAGUGUUAUUAAGGUUUAUAAGUUGUAUAAUAUGGCAUACUUUUUUCUCUGUGUGGUUUUACACACAUAUUCCAAUUUGGGAUAUUGACAGCGCGGGAGCAUUUAACCAACCAAUGGACAGGGACAGGGACCAGGGAGACAUUUGCAGCUAGUGAGUGACUUUUCUUAUAUCCCUUUUUUUGUUGGCCUUUUUGUCUGCUUUUCUGGGUUUCAUUUCUUUUUUUUUGGAUGGGUUCAAGACCGUAGCUCGAGGCUGAAAUAAUAAAAACAGCAACGGAAACUGGGUGCAGUGCACACGGACAAAGCGUAGAGGAACAAUAAAGGAAAUCGCCCAGCGAUUCCGUGGUAGCAAAGCGAUUCCGUGUCGGAGAUAAAGGCCAGAAAGAGUUGGCAUUAAAUUAGAGCAAAAUAGACCACAUUUAAAGAUCCUUCUGGCCAAACUAGGGGGUGGUCAUAAGUUUAAGCUCACGUUGGCGCCCGGAAGGCCCCACAAAAAUAUCUAUUCCGGCUCACAUCCCCCAAAAAAAAUACAAAAUAAAACCAACACACAUCCGCCUUUUUGGCCAUGUGUCGGGAACUCAAUGUUAAUCAGCUUAGACAACCUCCGUCAUCGGUUUCGAGGCAUUUUGUUGUUUUUCCUGUUUUUUUAGGGACAUCAAGAGGCCUAAAAGCAAACAAAUAAGUCGAUUUUCGUGGGUAUGGGGCCGAGCCUUACUCCCCCUGGAAAUGCUUUUAAAAAUUAAACAACUGAUAAAUGACAAAGUUCGUUGGACCAAAAAUUAUCGUUUGACAAAUUGGCAGGCCAUGAUGAGAGCUCAUCAAUUGCCUGGCAACCACGUGGAGACCGAGUCCUCUCAGAUCCUGCGGCUACAGAGCUCUUAGGGCAAAGCCAGACGAAUUACUUAUGACCAAAUGGGUCUAUUGACAUGGAAAAUUAACUCUGAGACGAUUUUACGUUGAAGGAUUUAUGAUGAAAGAACGCUUCAGUUAAAGUGAAGUCUGGAAAAUGUAUUUUUAUUAGGAUGGUUACUCAUAUAUUUGGCGAAUUGCUCCUGUCAUAUAAUUUUACUGCUCUUUUUAUAUAUAUUAAGCUAUUCUCCCUUCUUUUAUUUUCAAAGUUGAUAUAGGAGAAUUUGUUAAAGUUUUUAUUAACCCUUUCAAGCAGCUUAAGUUUCUCGUGUGUUAUUCAUAGAACAUUUUUUUUAACCCUUUAAAUAAAUCCCUACUUUUCACAACACAAAACUUUGACCACAAGCCGAACACAAAAGUUAACUUGACACUCAACCACCGAAAUGUACUUUAAUAGUUCAUCAUCAACAAUAGCCAUGGAAAGCGGAAUAUGGAAAGGAAAAAACUUUACUAAUUAUCCGUUAAGCAAGAAAAAUCCCAGCAUAAAAACCCAGACACGCUCAAAGAGCAACAAUAAAUUUUACGAUGUCCAUAAUAAAAAAGGAAAGAUUGCUAGAGCACGCAGAGCACAAAUUUUAGCACUUGUCGUGUGUCUGAGUUAGAAAAAAAUUGGGUUUCGGGGGGCAAUGGUUGGGGUUCGCAACUUAAAAUGCAUCCUUAUCCUUUAUUCUUUGAAGGGAAACUCACUUUCGCUGCGUGCGAAAAGAAUGACUCGUUACUUUAUAAGCGGACUCAGAUACACAACCACCCAAAAAACCUCCCAUAGCACACGUAGUCGACUUUACGUCCAGUUUUAUAGUUUUUUCUUUAUGUAUGGCUGUCUCACUAAUUGCCACAUGACUUGGCCAAAGAUGAAAGGACGCUCCAGGACGAAACGAAAUUAAUGAAAUUACUUUAGUGUCGCUGGAUGGGACGUAUUGUGUAUUGUAUAUGCAUUUAUCCAAUUGCACUUCGGGCGUAGCAUAUAGAUAUCUAUGUAACCAAGAUAGAUGUGACCACUUAUACCUAGUAAACUAUUGAAUUUGUAGCUAAUUCGAGGGCAGUGCAUCCUUUUUUGUCAUGAAAAGGGGGACCAAACGUACAAUGAAACAAAGAAUUCAAUACGAAAAAACGUGUACUUUAUUUUAACUAAUUAAAUUUAACUAAGUGAGAUCUAUAAAUGUUAAUAUAGUAGUGUGAAAAUUGUUAAAACUAUAUACGAUAUACUUUAUGUACAACAAUACAAUAAAGAAAUGUUUAUGCGUGUUAUCGAACUCAAACUGGGAUUUUAUUCGAACAUCUGAAAUAAUAAUGUUACU